This is a messenger RNA of Amborella trichopoda, 1816 nucleotides long. It is a transcript of the gene GPS1, whose product is annotated as geranyl diphosphate synthase 1. Gene Ontology annotation, molecular function: prenyltransferase activity. Gene Ontology annotation, cellular component: transferase complex. Gene Ontology annotation, biological process: isoprenoid biosynthetic process; ubiquinone biosynthetic process. The record is from RefSeq and is a predicted model, not a curated record. Lineage: Eukaryota; Viridiplantae; Streptophyta; Magnoliopsida; Amborellales; Amborellaceae.
UGCAUUUUGAAUUAUUUUUCAAAAUUCCCGGUGACUCACUUUAAGGGUUUUUUUUUUACUUAGCGCCCAGAGCUCUGAUUUUUCUAAAUGCAAAUGGUUUUGUUUCUUUACUAUUCAUUUUCUCUCCCUAACGCUACUUUCUCUGUAUCUCAGUCUCUGUCAAAUUUUUUAAUAGGGUUUCAAUUUUUUCGACUUAAUUCUCUGCAAAUCCAUUAUUUCUAUUAGUUUCUCGUCCUAAAAGUCUAGGUUUGCAUUAGAGUCGAAGAAGAAUGUUUGUGAUGCGUGCUCUCUGCAAGUUAAGCUCUAGGUCUAGGUUUCCAUGGCGAGUUGCAGAGGGUGAUCGAAGGUUUUUAACUGUGGCAGCUUGUAGCCAUGGAACCAUGAGUGGGAGGUUUUAUAGUGUUAGUACUUUGCUUCCUUUCAAUCCAGAGGUUUUGGGUUGCAAAGAAAUUUAUCAUAUCUGGAGUUCACAUGCUUACCAUGAUGCCAGGUAUCAAAUUCAUCAGGAGAGAAGCUCCAUUAUUGAGGAACCAGUUGAUCCAUUUUCACUUGUUGCCGAUGAAUUAUCAAUCCUUGCGAAUAGAUUACGUGCGAUGGUUGUUGCUGAGGUUCCGAAGCUUGCCUCGGCUGCAGAAUACUUCUUCAAGAUGGGCGUUGAGGGAAAGCGUUUCCGUCCUACGGUAUUGUUGCUAAUGGCAUCAGCUUUGAAGAUGUCAAUACCUGAAUCAGCAACAGAUACUGCACUCAAUAGUUUAUCAAAGGAACUACGGGCACGGCAACAGUGCAUUGCCGAGAUCACUGAGAUGAUCCAUGUGGCAAGCCUUCUUCACGAUGAUGUUCUAGAUGAUGCAGACACAAGGCGUGGUAUUGGUUCCUUGAAUUUUGUUAUGGGAAAUAAGCUAGCUGUACUAGCAGGGGAUUUUCUUCUUUCAAGAGCAUGUGUAGCACUUGCAUCAUUAAAAAAUACAGAGGUUGUGACAUUGCUGGCUACUGUCGUUGAGCACCUUGUUACUGGAGAAACAAUGCAAAUGACAACCUCAUCUGAUCAACGUUGUAGCAUGGAUUACUACUUGCAGAAGACAUAUUACAAGACAGCCUCACUUAUCUCAAACAGCUGUAAAGCUAUUGCUCUGCUGGCGGGGCAGACAGCUGAAGUUUCUGUGCUUGCUUAUGACUAUGGUCGAAAUUUGGGCCUGGCAUAUCAGUUGAUUGAUGAUGUUCUUGACUUCACUGGCACAUGUGCUUCCCUUGGCAAGGGUUCCUUGUCAGAUAUACGUCAUGGAAUUGUGACUGCUCCUAUAUUAUUUGCCAUGGAAGAGUUCCCUCAGUUGCGUAUGGUUGUUGAUAAGGGCUUUGAAGAUCCUGAUAAUGUCGAUAUCGCCCUUGACUACCUUGGUAAAAGCCAAGGAAUACAAAGGACCAAGGAUUUGGCAGCUGAGCAUGCAAGCCUUGCCGCUGCAGCUGUCGAUUCUCUUCCCCCAACUAAUAACGAAGAUGCCAUUAUAUCCAGAAGGGCCUUGGUGGACCUCACUCAAAGAGUCAUCUCCAGAACAAAGUGAUGGUGAGAUAUAAAUAACGUAUUUAUAUAUGUCCUUUCCCAUUCAUAAUGAAUAAAUUAAUUUUUAGAGAACUCUUCCUUGGGCUAAAGCAAGGCUCUUCUUCUCUUUCGUUUUUCUUUAUAUUCUUUUGAAUUAUUGGCCAAGCAUUUUUGCCGUUUGUAACCCAGAAUUUUCAUUGUAAAAGUUUCAUAAUCUUCCUGUUAACUCUCGGCAAUUUAAUAAUUCAAAUGAAUUUUGUACCAUUUGUUGGUUGGUCA